AUGGGUUUGCUUUCGACGGCGACCAUAGCCACCAUCGGACUGGGCUCCAAAGCACUCCUGCACGCCCCCGGCUCCUGCUCUCUCACCGUCAACGGACUCGAUAUCCUCACAAAAGCCCUCGACAGCGGCCGCAGCGUCAUAACCGUAGCGAACCACAUCUCAACGGUGGAUGAUCCUGUAGCGUGGGGGAUCCUCCCGACGCGGUAUUACCUGCGUCCGCGCACCAUGCGCUGGGCGUUGGGUGCUUCGGACAUCAUGUUCACCAACCCGGUGUUCUCGAAAUUCUUCCGUCUGGGACAGGUACACGAGACAUUCCGGGGGAAGGGGAUAUACCAACCCGCAGUCGACGCGGCGAUAGACACGUUGAAUACUACGGGCGGCUGGAUCCACCUAUUUGGCGAAGGCAAAGUCAACCAUCCCUCGACGUAUCCCAUAGAUCCAGUGACGCGAAAAGUACAUUUACCGAGAUUUAAGUGGGGGGUGGGCCGCAUACUAAUGGAAUCCACCCCGACCUCGAACAACACCAACACCAACACCACCUCCACCUCUAACUCCAAUCCCAAUCCCAACAACAACAACAACACCGCACCACCACCACCCCGCCCGCCACCACCACCACCACCCCCGCGCCCACCACCACCCCCUCGCCCGCCGCUCAUCAUCCCGAUGUGGCUCUCCGGGUUCGACGCCCUCAUGCCCGAAGGCCGGGCCGCCCCCUGGAAAUACGCGCCCCGCUUUUUCGCGGCGCCGCGUGUGCGGGUGGGCGUGGCGUUUGGGGAGGCGGUGGAGGGGGCGGAGGUUGUGCGGGCGGCGUGGAGGGCGGUUGGUGGAGGGAGGGGUGGAGGUGCGGGCGGGGGUGCGGGUAGAGGCGGGGGUGGGGGUGCGGGUGGGGGUGGAGGUGGAGGUGAGGGUGGGGGUGGUGGUGCGGGUGGGGAUAUGGGUUGGGUUGUUGGGGAUGUCGAUGAGGAGGCCGUGGCGAGGGUGCGCAGUGAGAUUACGGCGGCUGUGCAGAAGGCGGUAGAGGAUCUGGGAAGGACGGUCGACGGGGCGAUGUUGGGCCGCGUCGUGGCGGACUCGGACUUGGACUCGGACUCGCGCUCGGACUCGCGCUCGACGGAGCCAGAUAAUUAA
Messenger RNA from Pleurotus ostreatus (oyster mushroom), 1131 nucleotides. RefSeq lists its product as uncharacterized. The record is from RefSeq and is a predicted model, not a curated record. Gene Ontology annotation, biological process: inner mitochondrial membrane organization; cardiolipin acyl-chain remodeling. Gene Ontology annotation, cellular component: mitochondrial membrane. Gene Ontology annotation, molecular function: 1-acylglycerophosphocholine O-acyltransferase activity. Lineage: Eukaryota; Fungi; Basidiomycota; Agaricomycetes; Agaricales; Pleurotaceae. The transcript has 5 exons. The coding region runs from base 1 to 1131 and encodes 376 amino acids.